This is a messenger RNA of Cololabis saira (Pacific saury), 5088 nucleotides long. It is a transcript of the gene fhdc1, whose product is annotated as FH2 domain containing 1. NCBI's taxonomy places the organism in Eukaryota, Metazoa, Chordata, Actinopteri, Beloniformes, Belonidae. The transcript has 12 exons. Bases 472 to 4083 code for a protein of 1203 amino acids. The record is from RefSeq and is a predicted model, not a curated record.
CGCCGGCGGCUCACCUGAGCGGCGCAUAACCUCCAAGUGGAGACGCGUGUCGUCUGGAAAAACUAUCUGCUACUAACUCCAACCGCGUCGGAGCGGAUAUACGUGUCCCGACGAGCCCUCUCAUCCGCCCGCUCCAUGGCCAUUGUCGCCCUCUGUCCCCUUCCCCCGGAAGGUGAAUUACAAAGACCACUCAGCUUAUUGGACGAUCGUCGGAGAGAUGGAUAUGGACAGAAUCAAACGAUGUGCUACCUUCAUUGUGAUUAGAUGACGGGACAGCGUUCUUCUUGCAGCAGUGAAAGAACAUGCUGCAGUACUUUGACGUUUUUCAGAACCGAUGAACACAAAAGAAAGAAACAGAGUCAUUCUCUGGAAAUCAUUUUCGAUUGACAAGAACUACUGAUCAGUUAGUUUUUCAGUUUGUAUAUCAUAUGCCCUCAGCAUAGAACUGUAUGCUGAGUGUUACCCCCUGUGAUGCUGGUUAUGAGUUGUUCAUCCACAUCCAAUGAGCCAGAGAGCUGCAGCAGUGGGGGGAGCGGCUGCAACACUUCCUCCAUCACUACCUCUGAUCCAUUAUCUAUGUCUGGACAGACCAACGGCACCUUGGCUUCUCUUAGCGAUGUCCCUGAUAUCACCAACCAAGAAGCUCCGCCUCCCCCUCCGCUACCACCUCCACCUCCAGGGGCACCCCCACCUCCUCCGCCGCCGGCAACAACAUCCAUCAACCACAACACGAGGAAAAAGCGCCGUGUGCGCAGCUUCUUCUGGAAGCCCAUCCCAGAGGAGAAGGUGCGUGGGAAACCGAACAUCUGGACCCUGGCGGUGCGACAGCAGCAGUACCAAAUAGAUGUUCGCUCUGUGGAGGAGCUUUUCGGGCAACAGGAGGAGGCAGUAGCGGGUUUACGUGGCGCAGCUGCAGCAACUGGAAGCUCGGCUCGUGUUUCAAGAUCUCGCUCUUUUAAGGAGAGCAGCAAGGAUGAAAUCAGCAUCCUCGACUCAAAGAGGGGGAUGAAUGUGGGCAUUUUCCUCAAGCAGUUUAAAAGGUCCAACCACUCCAUUGUUGAAGACAUACGGCGAGGAGAGGGAAAGAGUUAUGGAGCAGAGCUGCUCAAAGACUUGCUCAAGCUCCUACCUGACACUGAAGAGAUCAAGAAACUUCAGACGUUUAAAGGGGAUCCAGACAAGCUGACACUGGUUGAUUCCUUUAUGUUCCUCUUAAUCCAGGUACCACGGUUUGAUGUUCGUAUCGAAGCCAUGGUCCUCCGAGGAGAGUUCUUCCCUUCCUGUGCCGUGAUGAGCCGCGAGAUCGAUGUUGUCCGCGUUGCCACUAAAGAGCUGAUGGGCUGUGAGGAGCUUCAUGCCAUCCUUCAUCUGGUGCUGCAGGCUGGAAACAUCAUGAAUGCCGGUGGCUACGCAGGAAACGCUGUGGGAUUUAAACUGUCAUCUCUCCUCUCACUGGCUGACACCAAGGCCAACAAGCCAGGGAUGAACCUGCUUCAUUUUGUUGCUAUGGAGGCGAAAAAGAAAGAUGAAAUGCUGCUCAAGUUUCCAGAGAAAAUUCAGGAUGUGCAAAGUGCAGCCAGAAUUUCAGUGGAAAACAUCGAGAUGGAGUUUUCCUCCUUAUAUGUUCGUAUCAAGUCGUUGGAGGAGAAGGUUCAAGGAGACGAGGGGUUAUUGCAGCAGCUGGAGCCCUUUCUGCAGAGCUCAGCGCAGACACUUCAGGACCUAAAGAGACGCAGGCUGGAUCUGCGUAAAGAGGGGAACUCUCUCAUUGAUUUUUUUUGCGAAGACAAGGACACCUUCAAGCUGGAUGAGUGUUUCCGCAUCUUUCAAGACUUCUGCAUCAAAUUCAAGAAAGCAGUUAAGGACAACACGGACCGCGAGUUGAAAGAAGCAGCCAGACAGCGGCGCCUAAAGGAACUGGAGGAGAAACGUUUUGCGUGGUCAGCAGGUGACGACCAGAGCGGUGUAUUCGGCCGCAGCAGCAGCGAGAACGACGUGGAAAUGCUCACUAAAGAAGGCCUUCUAGACUUCUUCCAAAAGAGGUCUCAGAGUCCACACGGCAAUCUUGGACGCUCCUCGAGCGCCCGCCGCCACCGUCACACCAUGACCUCCGUAGCAGAUCGUGAACUCAAGGGAUACCUGGAGGUGUUUGGAAGCACUGGAAGUCCUACCGACUAUUACAAGUUUAACAGCCUGCCUCGGUCGGGUCGCCCUGUCCAGCGGAGGACGACCCCCUGGAAUUUAGGCCACGACGACAGCCGUGAGCUGGACUGCAACAGAGAGGCGACAUCUCCACAUGCAGAAUCUGAACCCAUCAGUCCCUUGGCAAGGUUUUCCUCCUCUGGACUAAACGACGAGGAUCCAUAUCACAACAAUAAUUACUCCUCAGUGUCAGAGAGCAGUGUUCUGCCUCACCCCUUGUGUGUUUUUCAGAAGUCCACUCAUCUUCCUAACUCAACAGUUACCGGCCACAUGAAUGUUAGCGUGGAGAAGCAUACUUUAGUUCGAGGUCCUCGAGCUUUUGACCUCCCCAGUCCAAACAACAACAGCAAUCAUAACCGCUUUGUCAAUCAGGGAGAUGUUGUAGUGACAGAGCUGGAAAAGAAGAGACCUUCACCUCCGAAAAGUCUGGACGGCCUUCUAAACGUUUUAGAGAACAGAGCAGGUCAAAAGACAGAAUGGGAAGGUAAAGUACAUUCUCACUCACAGACAGGGUCUGAAAAGGACAAGGAAGAGGAGGACUGCAGCACAAUUUCAUCAACAACCUGUGAUACUCCACUCCCACUAGAUUCCUGCGUGUCCAAUAAGAAACCAGUGUUUUACAUAUUAGACUGCACAGAAACAGACUGCUCUGUUGCGUUGGAUUAUUCUGAGGUCCAAAGCUCGUCUCUAACAAAAGAAGGCCUUCAAUUAAGACCUGACAGAAGGAAGGAACAGGAAAUCCAGCAAGAUCUAAGCUCUUUGUCCUCUAAUGUGGACUCCAUGUCACCCAAUGACUUGUCAGUUUCAGUCAAUGAGUUUUCAGAGUCCAAGUCUGUGGGUGCAGAAUAUGUGGCUCCACCUGCUAAUGCUGAAGAGUGGGACACGGACAGCUGUGACACAGCUGAAGGAAAACAGCCCGUGGAGGAAGACACGCAGAGAACCAGCAAGAAAACGGCUCCAGCUAAGAACAAAGUGACCAAAGGCAGUGGAGGUCGAGGGGUGCGAACGCUGACCAGCAGCGAGAGCCAGGGAAUGCGGAAAGUUGUGCCUAUAAACAAGCUUAUUAGGGCAAGUAGCAGCAAGCGAGCAGAGAGGCCCUUAUUGCACGACGGCGGAGAGACACGCCGGCCUCUCCGUGAUCAGAGCACCCCGGUGAGAGGAAGGAGUGACAAGACAGCGAGACCUCCUCGACACUCGAGUCUGCCUCCCAAUGAGUCAACGGUGCAGAGGCCGGGCGGAGUCACAGGCAGCCUUUCAAGGUGGGCACGCGAUUCAACGCCGAGGACAGCUUCCAUUCACAAGCCAAACGCAAAACCCCUGAGAAAUAUCCCCAAGCCUGCGCCUGAGGAGAAGAUGUGCCGCUCCACUAUGAGAGCCCUUGCCCAGGCCCAAGCGCAGGCUCAAGCCCAGGCUCAAGCCCAGGCCCCCGCCCAGGCCCCCGCCCAGGCCCAAGCCCCGGCUCCAGGCGGAGGUUCCUCCGAGAACAGCAGCUCCCUGACACAGAGUGUAAAGAACAGCUGUGAUAUCCCCAGCUUUGCCCGUAACACUGUAGCUUCAUCUUCCCGGACCAGAAAGGAGCUCCAACCCCUCUCCAUCCCCUCCACACCGUCUCGCAGCCCCUCACUCCUCAGUCGACAAUCCUCUGCGAGGCAGGGCAUCCCGUCCCCCACACCUCCCACCGGUGAGGAGAAGCCGCAAGGGACGAGCCUACGACGGGUGCAAAGCGUGAAGGUGUCCGGCCGUAGCGCCUAUCGUAGCGAGACUCCCCCUCCGUCUGCACCACGGGAGGAUAUCCGAAAGACUUUCAGCUUUUCUGAAAAGUCUGCAACACCUAAAGACUCGUUGACGUCCAGCAGAAUCACAAAGCCGAGCUGGAAAUAAAAAACAAAUGUGGAGGAGACUAAUUGCAGAAAGAGGAGCAGAUAGAUAGCUUUUUGUUUCAUGUAAAGUGAUAUUUGCCCUUCUAUCCGCCCAUAAAAUGCAAAAUGCACUCAACAAUCUGCAAAACUCAUUAAGCUAACUUACCUCUUAAGGUUUCUCCGGUAGUUGACUGUUUCAUGUUAACGAAUUGCAAAGAGCAAUGAUGCAAUGAGUCUUUUCAUGUUUCCAUGUUGUUGAUUUUAUUUUUUUUAACUAAGUUGACAAACGGCAAAUUGGUGCUUGACACAAAAGCAUUUUUGCCUGCAUAGCUGUCUGUGGACUGCACGUGUUAGCGUCCACAACGAUGUUGACGUGAAAAAACUGCUGACUCACUUUGUGAUGCUGCUAAUUAGCUCUGACAAUUCAAGACUGAGUUUGAGUUUCAGUGUCUGCUUUCAUUCAGGGUCUCAGCGUCUGCUGUACCUUUACCUUGCUGCUCUUAGGGCUGUUAGAAUUGCUGCAUCUUUUAUUUUGUUCUUUGCUUGAUACCUCACAAAGAUCCGUGGCCUUGUACCAGCAGAAAAACAGCUCUUUGGUUCUGGUGUGACGAUGUAGACAAAAUUGGAUCAGUUUUAACACAACUGUAAUGUCACAUGUUUGAAAGUCCCUGGUUCAUUAAUGUUACUACAUUAUAUGGUAGAAGUUAUUAUGCCAGUGUAUGCCAACUGUGGUACUUCCUAUACUUUGUUAUGUCUGUCAGUAGUUUGUAAAUGUGUUAUAACUCUUCACUGGUAUCAUCGAGUUGAGAUGUUUUUUUCUGUUUAGACUAUACAUGAUAAUGCUCUUUAAAACAAAAUAAGUAUGAAAAAUGUUUGAAACACCACUGAAAAUCUCACCAGUUGUGAUUAUUUUGACAAUCUGAUCUAAAUUAAGGGUGUCAUGUCAUGUUUUCUUUUUGAAUUCAAACUUUAAAUCUGGUUUGGUUGCAGCAAUUUUCGUAAAUGGUUAUAGUUCCAUUUCAUUAAU